CGUUCCGCGCGUGCGCAACGCGUCCCCCCCACCCCCCACCCCCUUCAACCUUCCCCCUGCGCGCGGAGGAUGCGGGGUCGCAGCUAAGGCGGCGGCGGCGGCAAGGAGGAUGGAGGCACCCCUGGUAAGCCUGGAGGAGGAGUUUGAGGAGGGGCCUGGGGACAGUGGGGGGGCCCCUCGGCGCACCAUGGACCCAGGACUGGCUGAGCUGGAGAGCUUCUCGACCGAGAUGAUGAGCUUCAAGUCAAUGGAGGACCUGGUGCAGGAGUUCGAUGAGAAGCUCACCGUCUGCUUCCGCAACUACGAUGCCACCACUGAGGGCCUGGCCCCCGUGCGAGGCCGGCUGCAGGCGCAGGAGGAGGAGGAGCACCUCCAGGAUGAGGAAGUCUGGGAUGCCCUCACUGAUGGCUUCGCCCCCCGGGGCUCCCCCCGGCCCUGGAUGCACCCUGAGGCUGAGGCCCCUGAUGGCACCGACCCCCAGCUUUGUGAGAAGGAAGAUGAAGAGCUUGCUGAGAGAAGUGAGCAUGACUCGGGCAUCAACGAGGAGCCACUGCUGACAGCUGAGCAGGUCAUUGAGGAGCUGGAGGAGCUGAUGCAGAGCUCGCCUGACCCUGAGGUGGAUCCUGAGGGUGAUGAGGACGAGGAGGAGGAAGAAGAUGAGGAAGAGGAUGCUGAGGCCGAUGCAGAAGGUGAUGGUGGUGGCCGGGGCAUGGAGCCCAUCGUCCUGCGUGACCUAAACACCUUCUCCCCCACCUUCAACAACAACUGCUCCCAUGAAGGGCUGGAGCAGCUGACGGCCGGGGAGCUGGCAGCGGCAGCAGGGCGUGCGGAGGCGGCAAGCCGGGCACUGUCGGCCGAGCUGGUGGCCCAGCUGGCACGGCGGGAUGAGCUGGCCUUCGAGAAGGAGGUGAAGACGGCGUUCAUUGGGGCACUGCUGGCCGUGCAGGGGGAGCAGCGGGAGCAGCGGGAGGCCGCACGCCGCCGCCGCCGCGACCGUGGGCUCAGCCUGCAAGGAGGUCGUCCCGAGCGUGGGGGACACAUGCCCAGGAAGCGGUUCAGCAUGGAGGGCAUCUCCAGCAUCCUGCACUCCGGCCUGCGUCAGACCUUUGGCCCCGCUGCGAACGAGAAGCAGUACCUGAACACAGUGAUUCCCUACGAGAAGAAGGGUUCGCCACCCUCCGUUGAGGACCUGCAGAUGCUCACCAACAUCCUGUUUGCCAUGAAGGAGGGGAAUGAGAAGGUGCCCACACUGCUGACGGACUACAUCCUCAAAGUGCUCUGCCCAACCUGAUGCAGUGCAGCCCUGCACCCCCAAACCCUGGCGCCCCCCAGAAAUGGGGCCAGACACAUGGAAACAGGUCACCUGCGCCUACCCGGCCCACACCCCCCCAAACCUUUGCACAGCUGGGAAAUAAAUAAUUUGUUUCAUUAAUUAAG
Numida meleagris (helmeted guineafowl) is the source of this 1437-nucleotide messenger RNA. RefSeq names its product fasciculation and elongation protein zeta 1 (gene FEZ1). NCBI's taxonomy places the organism in Eukaryota, Metazoa, Chordata, Aves, Galliformes, Numididae. The transcript has 10 exons. The coding region runs from base 110 to 1291 and encodes 393 amino acids. The record is from RefSeq and is a predicted model, not a curated record. Gene Ontology annotation, cellular component: cytoplasm; axon.